CUUAUAUAUCUCUUUAUGCCCAUAGGAGUGGAUAUUGCUGUAGCCGCUAGUUUAUUGUACAGUAAUAAUCGGACAGCCAGUGUGGCCUCUACUAUAACAGCUGAGAUGGCAAAUGACAUGACCAUAACAGGAACAAAAGGAUGUGUAAAACUACCAAAGAACAUGUGGUGUCCCGUAAUUGUUGAAACACCAGAAAAAACUUAUGAAUUUCCAUUACCAGACACCAAAGUUCCAUGCAAUUAUAUUCAUAGUUCAGGACUCAGAUAUGAAGCUGUUGAAGUUAGAGAAUGCCUAAAAAAAGGAGUUUUGGAGAGUUCAAUUAUGCCAUUAGAGGAUUCUAUAAAAUUAGCAGAAAUCAUGGAUGAAAUUCGUCAGCAAAUUGGAGUGAAACAUGAAGAUUAAAAAUACAAGGAACAAAUAACAAACUUUUUUUUAUUAAACGUAAAAUUUAUUUUAAAUUUAUAGAUGUGGCGGGCGGUAAUAUUUUUAUUCAAUAAAUAAAUAAAAAAAAUGA
Stegodyphus dumicola is the source of this 514-nucleotide messenger RNA. RefSeq names its product trans-1,2-dihydrobenzene-1,2-diol dehydrogenase-like. The record is from RefSeq and is a predicted model, not a curated record. NCBI's taxonomy places the organism in Eukaryota, Metazoa, Arthropoda, Arachnida, Araneae, Eresidae. Gene Ontology annotation, molecular function: nucleotide binding.